AUGACUUCGACAGAAUCGUGGCCGGCUACCACCAGGGCCAUUGUGAUCCGUGGCAAGGGUGUGGCUGCCAUUGACGAGGCGGCGCCUGCGCCCAAGCUGCGUGACGGGUACCUGCGGGUGCGCACCACUGCUGUGGCCCUCAAUCCGACCGAUUGGAAGCACAUUGAUCAUGUGUUGGGCGACCCGACCGGCGCUCGUGUUGGCUGUGACUAUGCCGGCAUUGUUGUGGAGGUUGGCAGUGGCGUGACCCAGUUCCAGCCGGGCGAUCACAUUGCCGGAACAGCCCACGGAUCCAACGAGAGCCAGCACGAGGAUGGCACGUUUGCCGAGCACAUUGUGGUCAAGGCCGCGCUCGCCUUUACGAUUCCGAAGAACCUCAGCAACGUGGAGGCGGCCACGCUGGGGCUGGGAGCUGGGACGGUGGGACAAGGCCUGUACCAGGCGCUCAAGAUGAAGCUGCCGACGGAGCCGCUGACGAAGCCAGAGCCGGUCCUGAUCUACGGCGGCUCGACGGCGACAGGCGUGCUGGGCAUCCAGUUCGCCAAGCUGUCGGGCUACCGUGUCAUCACGGCGGCCUCGCCGCACAACCGCGCGUACCUGCAGUCGCUCGGCGCCGAUGCCGUCUUCGAUUACCACGACGCCGAUGCCUUUGUGGCCGACGUGGCCGCCACGGUCAAGGCCUGGGGCCUCGGCGGCCUGCGCCUCGUCUGGGACUGCAUCUCGUCCGAGCAGACGGCUCGGCUGUCGGCCCGGGCGCUCUCUGCUGCCGCCGGCGAUGACAGCACCGCCACGUUGCUGUACCGCAACCUGCUGCCCGUCCCGGCCGACGUGCUGACGGCGGUCGACCGGCGCAUCGACAGCGCCGGCACCUUCUUCUACACGGCCCUCGGCGAGCCUUUUGUCAAGGGCAUCGCGUUCCCGGCCGUGCCCGCAGACUUUGCGUUUGCCACGCGCUUCAUCGCCCUGACGGCCGACCUGGCCGCGUCUGGCAAGCUGAAGCCGGUCAAGCCGAUCGUCAACCGUGGCGGCGCCGGCCUCGACGGCGUCCUCGUCGGACUCCAGGAGCUCAAAGCCGACAAGGUCAGCGGCGGCAAGCUCGUGUACACGAUCGGGCCCCAGGAGUGA
Messenger RNA from Grosmannia clavigera kw1407, 1125 nucleotides. Its product is annotated as zinc-binding oxidoreductase. Bases 1 to 1125 code for a protein of 374 amino acids. Lineage: Eukaryota; Fungi; Ascomycota; Sordariomycetes; Ophiostomatales; Ophiostomataceae. The transcript has 3 exons. Gene Ontology annotation, molecular function: oxidoreductase activity, acting on NAD(P)H. The record is from RefSeq and is a predicted model, not a curated record.